AUGGUAUCACGACUUGAUUGUGAAGAUUUCGAUUUGUGUUUGCCACAUUCAAGAAUCCCAUUGAGAAAAAAUAAUGGUCCGGUUGAAGCUGUGGUUCGAUAUUGGGUAUGAUGGCACCAACUUCAGCGGGUGGCAGGCGCAGGAGGCGGCUCACGGCACGAAAAUUAUAUCAAAACCGGCGAGGACCACAGAGCAGGCGAAAAUAUUAAAUGCUUCUAGCGGUGGGCACCAGCCAGUAUAUGACGGGCGAGAACAAGCUGUAGUUCUUGCGUCUGAAAAGAGCACCAAAGGUGGAUCAUCGCCGCCCAUAUUUUGUCGUACUCCUACUGGAGGCAAAAGCGCAGCCGAAAGCGAGGCAGAAACCACAUGUCCUCCUCGCAGUGAGGAACCGGAAACGGAAAGAAGUGUAGUUUUUACGCCACAGCAACCCGAGCUUCCUUCUACCGAGGACUCGCUUUUAUCCAAAAAUUCCCUCGAUGUUCACCGUGUGUGCCUUCCGCACAACCGUCGCAAGGGCUGCUGGCGGGGGGAAAAGUGCCUUCGCGUCCACGAGUGUAGCCGAUGUGGCAGCCGGGAGCACGCGGCGUGGGAGCAGGUUUGCAGUGGUAGAGCUGGCUUUUUAGAGGGUGAAAAUUGCGCAGGAGCUGCUGUUCCAGCAGCUGCGUUCGCCGGAGUUGGCAUCAAGAGCGACACGACUUGUCUUUCCGUUGCGGAGCUACCAGCGGUGCAACCGGUGGUGGACAAAUGGAUCCGGGAUGCGGUGUUGCGAGUUUUUGCUGCUACUAAUGAAGUAGACGAGGAUCAUGAUCCACCUCGACGCACUGGUGACAACAACCACAGUACUAGAGCCGAACAAGAGAUGAAGAUGACAGGCGGGGUGGAGGUCACCAUGAUGACCGGAAGUUCUUGUACUUCUACAACUAGAUCGUCCACGAUGAAAACUUCUCCACUGCGUUCUUUGUCCGGCGUAUGCGGCACCUCGCGGACCGAUAAGGGCGUGCACGCGCGGUCGCACUAUCAAAUGUAAAAGUGUCUGGGUCUGGAAGGGUGGAAUUUGUAAUGCUGUCUGCGGAUGAUAAAAAUAUCUGUGUUGCAUGAGCAGCAAGACCAGUCAGUUCUUGGCACGCGAAGAGGGCAUUUGUCAUGCGUAAUUAGCAUCCAGAAGCUCUCAAAAAAUCUGUGAUGCUAGCACCAGCAUCACAGACCUCACGGGUCAUGCAAAAUCUGCAUGACAAGCCCCGAUCCUUCCAGACCCAGACAUAUUUGCAGUUCAUACGCGCUGGUGCUACGCAAACAUUCACGGGGGCUUUUCCGCCAGUUGCCCCAAGGACCUCGAUUUGGAAGACGAGAGGAAAUUGCUUUUUCUCUACGCCGAGUUGCGACGCACAGCGAAACACCAGCCCCACUGGAUCAACCGCGUGCCGUUCAUUGGCGGGUGCAAAAGCACGGCGGCGGAGGCCCUCGCGUUUGGUUUGAAUACGGACGAUCGAGGGGAAGAAGUUUUGGGAGCUUCAAGAGGAGCCCCAGGAACAUCUCCAGGACGAGAGUGCUUGUUGCCUUUAGUACCCGUCGCGAAGGAUUUAUUGGAUUCAAAUUUAUUAUCUCCAUCAGAGACCACGACCACUUCUGCACAGGAAAUAUAUACCCCAGCGGAUUUUGGGGCCAAGGAAUACCGCUACUUCAUCCAGAGGAAACGACCUGGUGCGCCCGGAAUUUGCAGCGGUACUGCAGGUAGGAGUUCUACUCCGAGUUUUACUUGUCCCAUCAACCUCGAAGAAGAGGUGGAGCUCCUGCAAACGGACUUUACUAAACAACUACAUCGAGGCUGUUGGCAAAUGCACGAGAAGGACUUCGACCGGAUAAGUUUAGACAAAAUCAACCAAGAGAUUGCCACCAACUUGCUCGGAAAACGCGACUGGACGCUUUUUUCCUCUCGGUGCGAGAAGAAAAACUGUGUCCGAAACAUGGUUUCGAUCACAGUCCUCGAGUUGAGGAAGGAUUCGAAAAAUGAGAACUCUGGCGGAGCAGCAGCAGCAUACGAAGUUGUGCACGACGGCCAGAGAUAUGAAGAUCCGUAUCUGAUGAUAUCAAAUAAACCCGGGGAAGUAGAAGUGGAAGAAAGAGAGGACGUAGAAGGUCCUGCUCCUAGGAAGGAACCUUGUGGAGGCCAUUUUCGUCGCGAAGUGGAAAAUGCUAGCGCUUUCCUUGAGUUCCGGUUUGUGGCCGACGGGUUUUUGCGCCACAUGGUCCGCCGCCUGGUGGGGCACUUGGUGGCGGUGGGCAUGCAAGUUGGUGAGGACAAAGAGGGAAAUAAUAAACCUGCAGACCUUUGUUCUUCACCUCCUGCGAACGACGACCCCGCGACUCUGUGUGCAGCAACGUGCAGCACCCAUAGCCAACAAGCCAUGCACAGCACACCUCCUUCAACUGAGCAAGAGCAGCCGGGAAAAUCGUCUUCAAGUGUCGAAACCGGCAAAAGACGCAACACAGAAGACGGUGGUCCUGGUUUCAUCCACAAAGCACGCCGAGCGCCUCCCCAAGGACUGUGGUUGUGGGGACUCGCGGAGAUUUAGGCUGGUGGAACGAAGAAAAUUUUUUUCUUCGCACUGAAUCUAAUGUACUAGUAGUAACUACACGACAUCAUGGAAAAUGUGGUGGAAGGAGAUUUUUCGGACAUCAUAAGUUCCUCCAGAUCAUUCCAGCGACACGACAUUCACGCGCUGAGGAACUUGUUCCAGCACACAAACAAGUUCACAGGCAAGGCGACCGCACAGCGACAUAUCAAUCUCAAGUAAACGCUCCGUUUGUCCUCGAAGCUUGAGACUACCCUUAGUGGA
This is a messenger RNA of Amoebophrya sp. A120, 2837 nucleotides long. NCBI's taxonomy places the organism in Eukaryota, Dinophyceae, Syndiniales, Amoebophryaceae. The record is from the annotation of a GenBank genome assembly.